This is a messenger RNA of Aethina tumida (small hive beetle), 4336 nucleotides long. It is a transcript of the gene Hs3st-A, whose product is annotated as heparan sulfate glucosamine 3-O-sulfotransferase 1. The coding region runs from base 242 to 1336 and encodes 364 amino acids. Gene Ontology annotation, molecular function: [heparan sulfate]-glucosamine 3-sulfotransferase activity. The transcript has 5 exons. The record is from RefSeq and is a predicted model, not a curated record. NCBI's taxonomy places the organism in Eukaryota, Metazoa, Arthropoda, Insecta, Coleoptera, Nitidulidae.
UCACCAUUCAGUCGGCCGACUUGUGGGGGGCCCAUGAACGCGGACGGCGCGCUCCUCGCGACAGUGCAGUGACAAGUUUGACAAGGACCACUUCCUGGACCUGAUCUCGCGCUUUCGAAUUUUUCGUCCUGCAGCUCUCGGAUUGGGGCACUGGUGUGAAAUUGACGACAGUCGACUUCAUGGACCGAAUGCGAGAUUUUAUUUGAUCUAAAAUGGAGGACGACACAAGCCGAAUAAUAAAAUGAGUCCUACAAAGGGUGAAACCAAAAGAGGAUGUGUGCGUCCGCCUCACUUCGACAUACUAUGGCUCCCGAAAGCAGCCCUCCGUUCCGUAGAGGGCGACCCGUCAGACUGCGUGCUCGUGGUGGGCGUAUCGCGUCCGAAAAUGGCCCUGGCCAUCCUGACGGUGAUGCUGCUUUCGCUCUUCCUCACCUUCCACAUGAUUUAUGACAGCGCCCUUAACAGCCUCCACACCAAGUCCGUGGAGCACACCAGGCCCCCAAUCCUGCUGUUGAGCAGGAGACUCUAUCCGGCGGCGGCGCGUCGUCUGCCCCAGGCCAUUAUUAUGGGUGUAAGAAAGUGCGGAACCCGCGCCUUGCUCGAGAUGCUGUAUCUGCAUCCGAUGGUGCAGAAGGCGGCGGGCGAGGUGCACUUUUUCGACCGAGACGAGAACUAUAACAAGGGGUUGGAGUGGUACAGGAUGCAGAUGCCGCACUCGUAUCACGGUCAGAUAACUAUCGAGAAGAGUCCCAGCUACUUUGUUACGCCCGAGGUCCCGGAAAGAAUACGAGCAAUGAACGCGAGCGUCAAAUUACUUUUGAUAGUGCGCGAGCCAGUGACGAGGGCCAUUUCUGAUUACACCCAGCUGAGGGCGAACGCCGCAACUGCACCACCAACCCUACCGACUCCUCCGCCUAAAAGCUUCGAACAACUAGCCCUUUACCCCAACGGUUCCAUCAACGAAGCCUACAGACCCUUGGCGAUCUCCAUUUAUCACAACUACCUCCACAGAUGGUUGGAAGUAUUCCCUCGGGAACAGAUCCUGAUUGUGAACGGAGACCUGCUGAUUGAAGACCCAGUCCCUCAGAUCCAAAAGAUCGAGAAGUUUCUAGGGCUGGAGCCGAGGAUAGGCACCCACAACUUCUACUUUAACGAGACGAAAGGUUUCUACUGCCUGCGCAACGAGACCUCAGAUAGAUGUCUGAGGGAGACCAAGGGACGACGUCAUCCACGUGUAGAGCCACGUGUCGUCUCGAAAUUGAGGAAGUACUUCCUCGAGCACAACCAGAAGUUCUACGAACUGAUGGGGGAGGAUAUGGGGUGGCCGGAAGAAUAAGUUUUUCGCGGUUUUCGGUUGUCUUUUGUGUUUUGGUGUCUUGGUACAAGGGUGUUUCUGUCGAUGUGAUAACAGUUAACAUACAUAUCAUGUUAGAAUACUACUGUUUUAGUAAGGGAAACUAUACAUAUCAUAGUUAAGGGUUAAACGGCCAAACAUAUAUUGAACACGAUUUAUACAAGUUUACACGAAUUAGAUAUUAAAUUAUUGUAUUUUACUAUUGUGAGAAUUUUCAAAUUAUAUAAGUGUUACUGUAUUAACAAAAAUAUAUAUUUAUACAUAAGGGGUUAAAAAAUCAACAACAAAACAACGUUUCCAAUAGCAUGGGAUAACAGAAAGUCAACUUAAACGUUUCAAAACAGUAAAUUACAAUUGUUGAAAUUGAAAUAUCGUAAUUUACACCCACAGAACUUCGCAGGCAUCCUGAAAGAGCAACUCCAAUAAUUUUCCACAUAAAAGGGUGGUUGGUUUAUUUUGAGGAGUAUCGAAAAAGUGCGCAGGCGUGCACAAACCGCAGCCUCAUUAUUUUAAUCACAGACAUUUGAAAAGUCACAGUUUCUUCGUUCCCGUCGGACAGAAAGUGCUCGAGAGCUCGUUCAACUUUGAAAAGCGCCCGCGGUGCGAGAAACGCUAAAAAAACCGCCAUAACAAAAUCAUUCCAUCAUUCAAGUUUUUCAACUACUUGAAGGCACGUUAAUUACUGUGGAUUUUCACUGCACAUGCGAGAAUAAACUGUAAAACCGGGGAGUAUAAUUUAUACAAGCUGAAGUUUGUGGAGUCGCAGGAGUUACUUCAUAAUCGCGGACUAUUUUCGAACGGGGAGUUUUCUGGGACGUUGUUUUUUUUUUGGCGGCGGGACGAGUGGCGGUUAAGGAAGUUUUAAGGCCAUUAUUCACUGCGCAAAUUGUUCUACUGUUGCGUUUUUAGUCUUUUAAUUAACGGAGCAGUGCAGUUUAAUAACCGAUAUUAAAUGUGGCGAAAAAAUUAAAACGCGACACGAGUAUUUUCGAACUGCAACUUUCUGGAAAGUUUCUUGGUAUUUUCGUCCGGCUUUAUUUAUUAAAAGGUGAAGUCAUAAACCAUAAAAGUUUUGUACACGAAAUAAGAACAACAUCAAUACAGAAUUUAAUCCAUAACGGGUAUUUUUAAAGCUAUUUACAAAAGUAAUAAUCGACUAUUUUUAUGUAUACUAAUUACUAUGAAAGAACACUUUGUACCAAGACACUCGAUUAGGAAAGAAGCACAAUUGUGUACAAUUUUGCUCAAUUAUUAGAUACCAAUUAUUAAUUAUAGCAAUUAAACCAGACAUGACUAGAAAGCAAUUGUACAUUUUCACCAACUUUAAUUAAAGAAUUGUCUGGUUUAAAUAAAUACAUAUCAAAAACAAAUACUUUAUAUACACACACACAUAGAGUGUUUCAUAAGAAUCCGUGAUAAUUGCUUCUUUCAGUUUAGAAGUUUUUAUGAAACACAAUAGAUAAAAAACGAAUUACUUUACCUGCAUUCUACACUUCAAACAAAUUAUUUGUGGACCUGGUUUUUAAGUUGGAUCAUAUUGAUCAGUGCCUUAUUUACUUUUAAAAUUGCGUAUUCCACAUUGGAGUACCAGGUUAAUUGAUAUUUUCCUAAAAACUACUACAACCUCUACAAGUCUCCAUCUCAAUUGAUAUUUUUCGGUAGAUAAAUUAGAUGAUUGAAGGUAUCAAUUAAACAUCCCAAAGUUACAAUUAAGUUCCCACAAUUUAGAUAUUUGUAAAAAGCAAUAGUAUUUCCUUUCCAAUGCCCCAUAGGUUAAUCGUUUUUUAUUAAUCAAACGAAACUAAUGCAUAUCAGAACAUGCCAUACCACCUUAGAUUGUAAGUUAGUUAAUAAACUAGAUCUAGAAUAAAAACACACUGAAAACAAUUCUGAAUUGAACGGUUUUCGGGUGGGUUUUUGAAGAGGCUGCGUUAGAAAAUGAAUACAUAUCAAAGUUAAAAACACAUAUCAAAAUGUGAUGUCAUUUACAGAGAGUAUGUAUAUAUAAAUAUAUAGAAUAAUGUUUUUUAAGUUGAAUUGACGUUUUAGAAAACGAUUUAUUUGUAAUAUAAUGUUACAUGUUUGUGUAUGUGAGAGUUUUGGAAGUUUCUAAAGGUGUAAAAAAUCUGUAAAUAACUAGCACCACAAAUAUCCAGUUUAGAAACGUUCCCAGGAAAAAGGUCCCUUAGCAUAAUUAAAGAUAUUUACAGAUUUUAAUAAUUGCUUGUUAUUUUCUAGUUUAUUUUUUCAUACAGUUUCUAGAUUAAUGUAUCUAUAUUUCGAAACUAUUUCUUGUAUAUCUGUCGAGUCCGCUAUCUUGCAAUAUUCUAUAAACUUAUACUAUAGUCUGUCACUUUUUAAAUGUUGUAGUGUCUAGUGGAUUUAGAGAAGUUUUGAUUUUACGAUGUCCCAAAAAUUAACUUUCAAAUUUUGCCGAUUUAGCCAAAGAAUGGUGUUUCCUUGGCUGGAUUCAUUUCUCCUACCAAUUCUCUAAAUAUAUUAAACGAGGAUCUUUAAAAUGCAUUAUUAAUUUGCAAAAUUGGUAGAGGAUAUAUUUGUGUACAAAUUAAUAUGAAGACUGCUAUUUAAAAAUUGAACCAAUUUUAUUAACAAUGCAUUUCUUCGUCUAAUUAUUACCAAAAAAUAAAUAAAUAGAAGCUUUAUUAAACUUAGCAUAUUGUUAUUUUCAUUACAUUUUUUAAAUGUAGUAGAGUAUACACUGUUAAAUAUACGCACGACGAAAAAUGGGUAUCAUAAUAAAUAAAAAAAUAUUUGUUUUUUUAUACAAGUGAAGUUUAGCUGAAAUAUUGAAUUUUAUAUGUGACGUAUACACAUACAUAUUUUAAAGAAUUUAUUAGUGAAUUAAAACCAUAUCAAAUGCAAUAAGUAUUUCGUAUUCAAAUAUGUAUGUGAAGUACAAAUUUUUAAAUUAUUUCUACCUGAAAUCCAUGUAUCUGUGGGUAAAUAAAUGUGAUCAGAACA